Molecule: messenger RNA, 5452 nt
Organism: Lytechinus pictus (painted urchin)
Lineage: Eukaryota; Metazoa; Echinodermata; Echinoidea; Temnopleuroida; Toxopneustidae
Product: isthmin-like
Exons: 6
Coding region: 871-2685 (604 amino acids)
Source: RefSeq, a predicted model, not a curated record
UUUAUUUCUCGAUACGACGUACGCCAGAGCGGUGCCCCGCUCAAGAGCUCCCACGAGCCCCUCGCUGCUGUUGUUCUCUUCGUAGCAGAGGCAAUUAGUCAGUGUGCGUGGACGGUCUUGGUCACCAGGUUGCUCCUCAAGUCUUUUCAUGGACUAACCCAACAGCAACACGGUCUCUCAAGUAAACGAGAACGGGGCAAAAUCAAUGACAGGAAUACGAGAUGUAAUAGUUUGAGGUAUCAAGUACCGUAACAGGAGACAUUCCGCUUUGGAUAACGAAUUUUGCAUUUAUUGUAUUUUUUUUCUUCAACCCAACAUGCCAUUAAUUUUUCACCAUCAUUCAAUUCUUAAUCGGUUUACUACCACCAUCACUCUCUAGGAUUCUAUAAUAUGGUGACAGCACUUGUCAAGGAUCCAUGCACCUCAUCAGUGGGUUCUUCUGAAGAGUUCAGUUCCUCUUAAGAGUUCACUUUCGUCAUCCCUUUUUGCUGGCAAUUGGAGCGGUGUCUCCAUGUAAAGGAAAGCAGACGGUUCGCCGUGUAGGAACAUCCUAGUGAUGGUGACGAAUAUUUUCCUUCUCUAUGCACAACAAAGAUCUUCGUCGGGAUUACAGAGGAAUGGAAAAUAAACCACAAUUUCAACUUGUCACUGUUUAUUAUAUAGAAAUGAAAUAUCACGACAAAGGAUUCCUCAUUCGUAACCACAAGCAUUUAUAAUCCAGCAUAGCAUUUAACUUUGAAAGUUAGUCAUAAUUUUUGGAAAAAUUAUCGGAAUAACUUCCCCAGUGGCCGUGGGCGAUUGUACGACACGCAUUGUAUGGAGAAUGGUGGUGAUUACAUCAAACUGUGAUGCAACGUCGGGCAAGUGAUUAUGGCGAUGAACAUUGCGUCCUCAUGGCCGUACCUACUCCCUCUAGCCAUCUUUGUAAUGACCUGCUGGGCCAUAGUGAUCCCGGGACUAGUCGCUCCUUUGCAGAUUCAUCUUCAGAGGAGAGCUGUUCCAGAGAGCACCACAGACUCGCAUUUAAAUGUUCGAGACAAAAACCGCGAUGCCCAACCCCAAAAGCCCAGGUUAGGUAGCACAGAACGUACGAGAAUGGCCACGACAUUCAGUGAUAACUUUUUGUCGGACCACAGCGACAGAACUUCAGGGAAAACCAGUAGAAAAUUAAAUAGUCAAAUCGAAAGGACGAGCACCGUGAAAAAUUUAGUUUUAUCUAAACCUGUGAAUGACAAAGAGACGAACCGCGAAGCCAUUGUGACGCAAUCUUACGCGGAAGGGUUCGUGGGAUGGGAUGACGGGGUCAGAACAGACGUGCCGUCACAAUCAGAUCUUUAUAUUGAUAUGAAUGAAUAUUAUACAUAUGAUUACGAUGAUUAUCCUAUGGAUGAUGACGACGAGGAGGAGGAGGAUGAUGAGGAGGAAGACAUAGAUUUAGUGAUGGAGAUGCGGAGCAAGAAAGACGCAAAUACCAUGAGGACAGAGGAGUUGAGAUCUCUCCAAAGAUUAGCUGAGCUUGCGACCCUCUCAAAUCCAGACUUGGGAUUUGUUAAUCUCAUCACGCCUAAUCCGGACCUCGAUAUCACCAUCGAGGUGGUGACUGACGACGACGAUGACGAAGCGGCGGCUGAGAUCGAUAACCGGUUACCGGGUGACGAUCGCCCAUCGAGACCACGGCCACCUCCUCCUUCGCCCCAGCCUGAGCAUCGAGGGAGAGACUCGGGGAGGAGGAAGGGCAAGGGGCGAAAGAAUAAUCAAAAUCGGAACAAUAACCGUGGAAAUCAGAAGCCGUCACGUCCAUCGGAAAAUACCAAUAGCAAUACCUCAAGUUCGUUUGAUAUGACGCUCUUUCACCUUAUCAGACACACUGGAUAUCUGGACGGCGAAAAUGGUGAGUCUUCAGCAGCUGGGUUAGGUGAGUGGAGCUCGUGGUCAUCGUGCUCCUCACCAUGCGGCGGAGGAAAACGAGAACGAACUCGACCUUGUGGGUUGCAGUGCCGUACUACAGAAAGACAGGAGUGCAAUAAACACAUAUGCUCUGGGUCCUCCAUGACGUCAGAAUCAGAGAACGAUUUCGACGCGAGCGACCUCCCCAGUGCAACAAGGUCCAAUCAGGGAUUCGUCAUCAACCAGGGUUUCACCAUCGAUGUCGUUGACGAGAUCGCCGACUCCAUCGACAGUUCUGACUUCGAUAGCUGCGAAGAAUGGAUGCAGUGUCGUAGUGAGAAGCUGGUGUCCUACCUGUCCCGUCUGGAUGACCUUCCGAGCUGUCCCUGCCACUUCCCAACCAACAACGCCAUCGUGGAUCCUCAGCAAGGCCGCGAGUUCCAUUGGAUUCAACAAGACCCUGAGGCAUCCCGACUGGAUAUCUACAAGCCGACCGCCAGUAGCUGUAUCCAAUCGGUACGCUCCUAUCGCAGUACGUCGCUCGCCUCGCAGCAGUGCUGCUACGACGCCAAUCAGCGGUUGAUCACCAGAGGCCAAGGGGCUGGUACGCCUCAGCUCAUCACGGCACAGAUUUCUCGAGAGCUGCAUUACAAGAUCGACAUCCUGCCCUGGAUCAUAUGCAAAGGAGACUGGACCAAGUACAAUCGGAUCAGGCAGCCUAAUAACGGCAGAGAAUGCGAAGAGAUUCCAGAUUUGCAGACAUUUCUUUCUCAGGUUGAAGAAGCGCGGGACUUCUGAACAAGGAAGUUGUUUUGUCCUACUACAUUCUCUUUGGGAGAGAAACAGGAAUGGGACCAAGAAAUUCGUAAGAAAUUACUCGUCCUGGACAAACUUUCUGUUUGGUGAUUUAGUAUGCAUUGCCAGCUAACGAACGUGGUGUAUAUCACCUGUAAAACAAAUGGGGGCUGUUUUUUUUUUUUUUGGGGGGGGGGGACUUGGUUGAAAUCUCUUUUCACUGAUUGGCCUUUCCUGUCGCCGAGUGGUUUUGAAAGUGUGAGUGGAUUGGGCGGGGCUGACCUUGUAAAAAAUCUCAAUCCGAUGGUAAUUAUUAAGUUUUUGUACACAUUUAUUGAUAAAACGUGGGGGAGUCAAUACCCCCCCCCCCCCCCCACGGUUCUGGGGAUCAUGUUUCUCUCUGUCUUUCAUAUUCUUUCUCCAUUUUCUUUUCUCUUUUGUCAUUCCCUGAUAGCACUUAAACACAUUUCAACAUUUUCCCUUGAAUACUUAAAAUGAGCAGGUUGAUUGAUAUUACCAAAAUACAUGUAUCAAGUUCGUUUGAAGCAAUCUGAAUUUUGUUGAAACUCUUUGUUUUAGAGAGUGUCAUAUCAAUUAUUAUUUAUUAAGAAGAAUGACAUGUUAUAACCAGUUAACAUAUUGUUGUCCAGUUACGUCAAAAUAUGUCUAUACUCAUUUAUAUAUCUGACCAUAUAGAUUUCAUUAUAAUGAACGCAAAACCAAUUUGAUACUGGUUGAAAAAAUACAAUAAUGAUAUUUCUUUUUUUAAUUGGUAGUUAUAUGAUGAUUAUUGGGUGUGAAUAAGGUAUUUUUUCCUGUCAGGAGUUGAUAUAAUGAUGCUGUUAACGAUAUUCACUUUUUGAAAAUGAUAACUACCUCGAAUGAUAAUGUCAUUGUUUGUAUUAUAUACCUGUGAGUAUAUAGGCUAAUGAUUAGAAAUUUUCGUUUCAGUCACACAACGAAACCGAUAGGAAACCGAUCGCUGAGUACUGUACGUCAUUGCUUUGGCCGGUCUGGGUUUGGCUUCGCUGAUGUGACUGACAUUAGUCUACACAUUGACAUUCAAUCGAUAUAUGUAGAGGCGUACCUGUUAAGGUCUACUUUUAAAUUAUUUUUGUACUGAAAUAGUCACGGGUUUGUACUGUAUAUACUUAUUGCUAGAAUUGUGAUUCUAGUAUUUAAAACAGAACAGAAUAGGAUCACCCAUUAUCUCCUAACUGAUUGGAUUUGUGUUUGUACAAUCAUUUCAACUUGAUAUUUCAAUCGCAUGAAUUGGACUUUUCUGCUUAUGGAGGUAGAUUUCAAACUGCGAUUAAAUAUCAAUUUAAGAGAAGAAACCAUAGAAUUUAAAGUAAAAACGGCGUGUUCGUUAUAACGUUCUGUACAUUCUCUCAUUUCAAAUUUUGUGUGGUUGAAAACACCGAUAAUAACAAUAUCGUUUCUUAUUUGCAGUCAAUAAAUUCCUGCAAAUACUUCAUUUGUUAUAUUUUUUAAAUCUCUAUGGCAAUCAAAAAUAACAUUAACGUUCUUUUUAAGUCACCAGUUUAUUAUUUUAUGAUUGCUCAUGCUGUACAGUAGUCCUUUAUAAAUAAAACUGCAUUUAAGAGAUUAUAGAGACAUAAUGUGUUUCUCAGGGAAUUUGUAUAAUAUAUAUGAUGGUAUGCAUAAUUAUGUUGCCGAAAAAUAGUUUUUUUUUUUUAAAUAUUGUAAGAAUUCACCUAGUCAACCUAUAAUGUGUUGUGAACGAGGAUGGUUCGAUGUUGACCAUUAUUUUGAAUGAAUGUUUCUGAACGAACGUAUAUAUCAACGUUCGAACUUUAACGUAUCGAUAAAUUACAUUUCCCUUUGUUUCUUUGUUAUUUUUAACUUACUUGUUAUUUUUCGUUGGCAAUUUUUAUCACAUUAUUCAUUAAUUAAUUGACUUAUUGAUUUAUUUUUCGGGGGGGGGGGGUAAUGUAUGACAGCGAAGGUGUGAUUGAAAAGGGUCAUUUCAACGGAAUUCGUUUUAUUUCUUUUUUUUUUCAUUUGGAACUUGUCUUGCCAUUGUUCUUAAAAAUAAUAUUCAUAUUCAAAAUACGAAUUUCCACUAUGGUAAGAAUGAGAGGCUGAAUUAUGUUAUAUAUUAUUAAACUUGGUAUUUCGGUAUCAAUGUUGUAGAAAAUACUAGAAAACACGUAAUUAUUAUGUUCCAUGUUAUAUUUUUAAUCAAUAUUUAACUUGCAUGGAAGGUUAUUAGUUCCGAUCUAAAUGUCUUUCCUGGUACCCAGGGGCGGAGUGGCGCCGUGCUAUUUUGAAAGGAGUGCAAAAUGACCUAUUUUAAUAUUGCAUUACCAUUACAGAGAUAAUGAAAGAUUCAACGACACAUAUGUCUCUUUUUUAUGCUCUUCUCUUUGCAUCCCCCCUUUUCUUUUUUCCUCUGUUUCCCCCACUACUUGAAAAAUCACAGGGGUGGUCGCCCCCGCCCCCGUAGGGCUGCCCCUGCUUGUAUUAGUUAAUCGUUCGCAUCUAGACUGAUUUUAACAUUUGCCGCGCCAUUAUUAAAUUGGCUUUAUAUAAUAAUGUUUAAAAUGAUUUAGAAUUCCUGGUAUCAUCGAUAAGAAUCAUAUUGAUGAGUCAUGUGUUAAACGUUUAUAUUUUUGUUUUCAUGUACUCUAUUUAUUUCAUCAGAUGAUAAAAUGUAUAAAAAUUGUAUAUUAUUUUAUGUUUAGUUCCACGUUGAAAAACACUUGUAUGUGAUUAAAACAAAUGGAAAUAAAAAAUUUAAUUCCUG